Molecule: messenger RNA, 1683 nt
Organism: Suillus subalutaceus
Lineage: Eukaryota; Fungi; Basidiomycota; Agaricomycetes; Boletales; Suillaceae
Exons: 14
Coding region: 1-1683 (560 amino acids)
Source: RefSeq, a predicted model, not a curated record
AUGAUGGCCUUGGAGUUCAAGUUGGACCUAGUUCAACAUUACUCGAUGUUUGCAGGGGAGAAUCACCUGCCAUGGCUCUAUGGGACUGCAGGAAAGUUGGCUGAACAUCCUUCACUCAUGGCAUCACCUGGCCCAGGAACGAUCAAGUAUCUUGAAGUGACAGACUCAGAUCUUUCUCUCCUUCGCGUUGCGCUAGAACAGGUUUCUGAUCAGAAUAACCAUGACCAGGCCAGCAUCCAGCCCUUACUUGAUAGGAUAUCUUACAGCUUAAGUUCUUCACCUUCAAGUCAUCCUGACAUGGCUCAUAUAACUAUUAGGGUUACCACUUCCUGUAACCACCUGAAUGUCAAUGAAGAUAACAUGGAAAUGCCUAGCCAUCAUGCUGUUGACACAGCCAUGUCCCUACUGCAUACGCACCCCAAUUAUAUGACCUAUAUUGCCAGCAAAGAGGCGGACAUAUUUCCUAUAUCUGCCAGUGAGUCUUCACAGCUACAUAUGCAGGGCAAAGUUGACCAAGCUUCAGCAGUCAAAGUCAACAUCCCUACGGUCGCAAACAUAUUGGGAACUGCAAUGAUGCCGACACCCCCUCUGGAGAUGUUGCUACCCACACUGGGCAAGUCUCACAUGCUCCGAUCCCUGUUGUCCAGUCCUGACCCCACAUGCCCUCGCAAUGGACAGCACUUGGCUCCAAGUGCUACAUGCUUCGUCAUAAUGGUUGCUCAUAUGCAACUAGCAAUUGUGUGUCAAAGUAUUAUUAGGGAUUCCAAUGAUACUACUUCUGGCGAAAAGACAACCAUUAUCAAGGUGUAUCAAAAAUAUGUCGCCAAGCUCAGGAAUCCACCAGUGGAACACUCUUUCUACCGAUGGUAUUCAACAGAGCUGCGCAAGACAAUAGCUGAAGUUGGGGGUCAUAUUUUUGCUGAAGUUGGUCAGAUGCUGAGGCAGCCUGAGACCAGCUCACUUAUUCUCUUCCUGCCAGGAAUGUGGCAGCUUGGAGCAGCUGCUCUUCACUGGUCACGUGGCCCCACAUCAUUAUGUGCUGAGAAGACUGAUAGGAGGGAAAAUGCUGCUUGGACGGAGGGUGAGAGGACAAAAGCAGAGGCAGGUUACGUUGUCAAGGAUGUUGAGGACCUAUGCAAGAUGAUGGCUGUCGAAAAAUGGAAGACAAUACCUAUCUACAAAUUUCAAUGGAUGUUCUUCAAGGGCGAAGGAGAGCUCGAGUUGCACAAUUCUGAUGAUAGUCUCAUGCUCUUUGCCUGUUCAUCUCUACCUGACCAAAUUCGUCAGAACCUCUGCAGCUCCUUACUUGCUUGCUUUGACGGAAAUGAUGUUUUGGUUGAUCAAAAACUAGACGAGGACUUUCACAACCAAGACGUAUCACAACCACAGACAAAUCCUUCAACUACUACCUUCAGUUUAGAGCCGGUGGUAGAAAGUAUUCUUCAACGCCCUUUUCAGUGUCUUCACUUUUCCCUUUGGAAUCGAUAUAUAACUAAUGGAGACAAUGCUCCAACUCAUAUUCAUCCCCAUGAUAUGGCUAGAUUAGAUGUCAGUCGCACUAACUACUCGCAGCAUUUGCCCUACCCAUCAAGGGAUGUCCUUCAGCAUCAGCAACUCUAUAGGAAUAUUCAAAGUUCAUUUGAAGAACUCUUCCAGUGGAUAGAGCAGGUUAUAAAGAAGUAA